UAUUGCAGUUCCUUCAAUCGGAUUGGUUUGAGCCUCUACAAAAGAUAGAGUUGAAGUUUCUCACUUGGAAAGUGGUGAUGCUUUUGGCAUUGGCAUCCGCAAGGCGGGUGUCGGAAUUGGGGGCCUUGUCUCAGAAGAGCCCUUACCUAAUUUUCCAUGAAGAUAGGGCAGGGUUGCGAACUCGCCAACAUUUUCUUCCAAAGGUGGUUUCUGCUUUUCACAUAAACCAACCUAUUGUGGUGCCAGUAGUUACUGACACAUUCACUGAUUCAAAGUCUCUAGAUGUGGUUAGAGCUUUGAAAAUCUAUGUUGCUAGAACAGCUUGUAUACGGAAAACAGAGGCUCUGUUUGUCCUGUAUGAUCACAACAAGAUUGGCUGUCCUGCUUCCAAGCAGACUAUUGCACGUUGGAUUAGAAAUACGAUUCAGCAAGCUCAUACUAUGGCUGGAUUUCCGUUACCGACGUCGGUAAAGGCCCACUUCACUAGGAAGGUGGGCUCAUCCUGGGCGGCUGCCCGGGGGGUCUCGGCAUUACAACUUUGCCGAACAGCUAUUUGGUCAGGGUCAAACACAUUUGCUAAGUUCUACAAGUUUGACACCUUGGCCGAUGAGGACCUAAAGUUUGGUCAAUCAGUGUUGCAGGGUCAUCCGCACUCUCCCGUCCGUACUGGAGCUUUGGUAUAGACCCCAUGGUCUUGAUGUCGUCCCCAGCAUCCUCUAGGACGUAUGAGAAAAUAGGAUUUUGAUAACCUACCGGUAAAUCCUUUUCUCCUAGUCCGUAGAGAAUGCUGGGCGCCCGUCCCUGUGCGUAAUUUACCUGCAGUUUAGUUAUCACAGUUACACAAGUUGUGUUAUCUUGGAUUCAGCAUGUUGCUGCAAUUAGUUCAUGCCUGUUGGCGUGUGUUAUGUUGAAUGCCAUGUGUGCGGCAUGGUUGAGGGUGUGAGUUGGUAGAUAUCUCACCACUAGAUAAGUAAUUCCUUUCCUCAAAAUGUCAGUCUCCCUGGGCACAGGCCCUCAUUCCGAGUUGUUCGCUCGCUAGCUGCUUUUAGCAGCAUUGCACACGCUAGGCCGCUGCCCUCUGGGAGUGUAUCUUAGCUUAGCAGAAGUGCGAACAAAAGAUUAGUAGAAUUGCGAAUAGAAAAUUCUUAGCAGUUUCUGAGUAGCUCGAGACUUACUCCUACACUGCGAUCAGUUCAGUCAGUUUCGUUCCUGGUUUGAGGCCACAAAGACACCCAGCGUUCGCCCAGACACUCCCUCGUUUCUUCAGACACUCCCGCGUUUCUUCCCCAGAAACGCCAGCGUUUUUUCGCACACGCCCAGUUUCCGCCCAGAAACACCCACUUCCUGUCAAUCACACUACGAUCACCAGAACGAUAAAAAAUACUCGUUAUGCCGUGAGUAAAAUACCUAACUUUUGUGUAAAAGAACUAAGCGCAUGCGCUCUGCAAACCUUGCGCAUGCGCAGUGAGCGACUAAUCGCAAUAUAGCGAAAAUCGGCAACGAGCGAACAACUCGGAAUGACCCCCACAGUUCCUACAACUGAGGUCUGGAGGAGGGUCAUAGAGGGAGGAGCCAGUUCACACCCAAUGAAAAGUCUUUGGAGUGCCCAUGUCUCCUGCGGAUCCCGUCUAUACCCUAUGGUCUUAACGUCGUCCCCAGCAUCCUCUACGGACUAGGAGAAAAGGAUUUACCGGUAUCCUUCUUUUAAUGCCUGUACCCAAGUGCCUAUAAUGUUCCACGUUUAUCCAAGUAAUCAGGAGUGAGGGUAAGAAAAGCCCCAGGAUCAGUCACCCUAGAAGGAAAGGAGUUAAGGGCUCCUGGCACUGACCCAGAAUGGACCACGUAACUGUCUCCAGGGCUUUGGUUUGGUUCUUACUCUGCUGCCCAUAUUAUCUUCUGAGCUCCUCAGCAGCCAUCGGAUCCACAGAAGCCAAGGACUGCAGCGGCGAGAAAGAGCUCACCAUCACUCAUAUCUACAGUGUGCCCGGAGAGGACAAUGCACAGCUUCACACAGUGGAAUCAGACGAUAAGUCACUGGUGUUCAGGCAUCAACUUCGGCUGCAGACCCCGGCUGCAAACUGUGAGAGGGAUGGGCUGAUAAACGACCUCCUCGCCAGGCUGCUAGCUCUAGAGACAGAGAUGAAAGAGGUGAAGGAGCAGUAUCAGGGCUGUUGCCAAGCAGGAAACUGCAAUGGCAAUGGGAAGUAUGUGCCGGCUCUAGGUUCCUGUGAGUGCGAUGAUGGUUGGGAGGGACCUGAUUGCGCUACAAAGAGUUGCCCAGGCAAUUGUGGUGGAAAUGGGGUAUGUAUUGAUGGCGUCUGCCAGUGUGCAGAGGGCUUCACUGGCGAGGACUGCAGAGUGAAAAAGUGCGCCUAUGACUGUGGCAAGUUCGGGACCUGUGUUGACGGUGGCUGUAAGUGCGCGGAGGGGUACACAGGCCCAGCAUGCAGAAAGAAGAAAUGCCUGGUUGACUGCAGUCCGCAUGGCCAAUGUGUCGAUGGAACCUGCCAGUGUUAUGAAGGCUACACCGGCCUGGACUGCAAAGAAAAAAAAUGCGCAGUUGAUUGUCGCCCCAAUGGCCAAUGUGUUAAUGGGCAAUGUGUCUGCAAUGAAGGCUUUAUGGGAAGUGACUGUUCCGUCGAGAUUGCUAGUCUUUGUAGCUUCAAUGGCAGAUUCCAAUUGGAGACUGGCACCUGUGUGUGUGACGAAGGCUGGGAAGGACCAGACUGUUCCCAGAGGAGCUGCCCCAACAACUGUGCUAACAAUGGCGUCUGUGUCAAUGGCGUCUGCCAGUGCGCUAGUGGCUUCACCGGCCCCGACUGUAGUGAGAAGGAAUGCAACCCAGGCUGUGGAGUUAAUGGGAUAUGCGUUAAUGGUGUCUGCAAGUGCAACGUGGGCUUCACAGGACCCACCUGCAACCUGGUGGACUGCAUCGUCAAUUGUGGUGAGAACGGGCGCUGCGAUGGAGGCCAGUGCUUCUGUGAGGAGGGAUUCUUUGGUGAUACCUGUUCUGACGUGCUGGCUGUGGAGAACCUGCGUCUCAUCACUACAACAGAAAACUCAUUGAACAUUGCCUGGGACUUGCUGGUGGAAGUGGACUAUUACUACAUUAGUUACUAUCCUUUUGGUGACGAAAGCUUGAAACAGCAAAUUAAAGUAUCUGCAAACCAAGACUUUUACCAGAUUGGAGGUCUGAGCCCAAGCACACUCUACCAAAUUCUUAUGUACCAAGUGAAGAACGGGGUGACCAGCGAGCCUGCUGAGCUCCAAGGCAGAACUGAUGAUUCAGCGUUAGGAACUCUGUGGGUGACAGAAGAGACAGAGGAUUCGCUGGAGGUGGAAUGGGAGAAUCCUGCCAAUAAAGUGGACUAUUUUAAACUGAAAUAUGGUGCCCAGGGAGGCGGAGCGGAGACAGAUGUUCAGGUGUCUCAGGGUAGUGACCCCAAGAGCAGGUAUAUCAUUACAGGUCUGCAGCCCAGCACGGCAUAUGAUAUCAGUGUACGUUCUGUGAGAGGAGCCCAGGAAGGGAAGGCUGCCAGUGUAGUUGGUGUCACAGGUAUUGAUGGGCCCAAAAAUCUGGCGGCUGUAGAGAUGGGUGAAGAUACAGCCAGCCUGUCCUGGGAAGCUGCCCGAGCUCAGAUAGAUCGGUAUAUAUUAUCAUACGCAUCCCCUGAUGGAUUCAGUGAGGAGGUGACUGUGGACAAAAAGAAGACCUCCACUGCUCUGACUGGCCUUACCCCCGGCAUGGAGUACGUCUUCCAUAUAUGGGCAGAGAAGGGCAACAAGAGGAGCAAGAGAUCCAGUGUUACAGCUGUGACAGAUAUUGAUGCCCCUAAGAACUUGGUGGCCUCUGAAACUACACAAACAGAAACCACCCUGACUUGGACUCCACCUAUUGCGCAGAUAGAUGGUUACAUACUCACUUAUGAGGAUGAAAGCGGCAAUCGUCAGGAGAUUGAAUUGGAUGCUGCAAGUAAGAGUUACGAUCUGAAAGGCCUGAAGAAAGGAGCACAGUACACAGUGUACCUGGUGGCUUACAGAGGGGAUCGGAAGAGCAGACAUGCCACCACCAUGUUCUUCACUGGGUCUAUGAUCAUCCCCUUCCCUGUGAAUUGUGCACAAGUUCGGCUUGCUGGCAACAAAGCAAGUGGUGUAUAUACUAUCUACCCUGGAGGGGAGAACACAAAUGGCAUCAAAGCAUACUGUGACCAGGAUACUGACAACGGAGGAUGGAUUGUAUUCCAGAGGCGGACCACUGGAAAGCUGGACUUUUAUCAGCGCUGGAGGACAUACGUGGAUGGAUUUGGAGAUCCCAAUGAUGAGUACUGGCUUGGUCUGGAAUGGAUUCAUAAACUGACCUCCACCCCUGUGCAGUAUGAGCUGCGUGUGGAUCUCCGUGCUGGCAAUGAGUCUGCUUACGCUGUUUAUCGCACCUUCCGUGUGGGGUCUUCUAGAGAUAAGUACAAGCUGACAGUCGGUGACUACUCAGGCACAGCAGGUGAUGCUCUUGGAUAUCACAAUGGAUGGAAAUAUUCCACGUGGGACAGGGAUAAUGACAUAGCACUCACUAACUGUGCCCUCUCCCACCGCGGUGCCUUCUGGUACAAGAACUGCCACCUUGCCAAUCCUAAUGGACAGUAUGGAGAUAACAACCACAGCCAGGGAGUCAAUUGGGAGCCUUGGAAGGGCCAUGAGUUUUCCAUUCCAGUUGUGGAAAUGAAGAUGAGGCCCAUAGAGAUGUCCUGAGGAAGAACAGCAGGAAGACCAAGCUGGAGUGCUGCCACCGCAUCCAAUGUUUUCUCUCUAAAAAUUGUGUCUUCUUGAAAUUCUGCGACAUUUGACAAUUUACAGUCAAAGGUCUCAGGACUACAAUUCACAAAUAUGCAAAUUGGUUGUUUUAUGCUCAUGUCUACUGAUAGGUUCUUACGAGUCACAUGUCUAAGCCUAAUCCUUACCAUUUCCCCACGAGAUGCAGGGAAACAGCCUAUCCCAGUAGAAUGCUGCAGAUCUAGUGCAGUUGUGAGUUCUGUUCUUUUUCUAGAACCAAAAUGCAAGAAUAUUUCAGAUAGAUUUUAUUAACGGCCAGGAAGAUCCAGAUAGACUAAGCCAACCCUACAGCUGUAGAAUACUCUGUACCUGAUUUCUCUUUUAUUUUAUGCACAACGUUAUAUUUCUAGUAUUUAACCGGAUUCAAAGUUUUUAACGUUUAUUUAAGGCAAAAUCUGCGCAGCAAGUUUUGAUGAGAUGAUGUUUGUGUUGUGUUUGUUACAGGUCAGGAUGUGGAUGGGACUGAUUACAGCAGUCCUCUUCCCCGGUACAGGCAGAAUGUGUAAAUAGUAUUUUUUCUACAGUGUUUUUCUUGCUGGCAAACUAAUCUCUCACCCCACUGUCACCUGUACAGUACAUGUGUAUAUAGUUGUAUGGUGCACUACAAGACAUCUGUACUAAAAGUGAAAAAUAAAGACAUUUACAGAAA
This is a messenger RNA of Pseudophryne corroboree (corroboree frog), 5476 nucleotides long. Its product is annotated as tenascin-N-like. NCBI's taxonomy places the organism in Eukaryota, Metazoa, Chordata, Amphibia, Anura, Myobatrachidae. Gene Ontology annotation, biological process: regulation of cell adhesion. The record is from RefSeq and is a predicted model, not a curated record. The coding region runs from base 1834 to 4746 and encodes 970 amino acids. The transcript has 17 exons. Gene Ontology annotation, molecular function: protein binding. Gene Ontology annotation, cellular component: perisynaptic extracellular matrix.